UUGCGAUUGGUCGUCUCAUUUGAAAUCAGCCAAUCGUGUUACACGCCAAGGAUGUGACGUAUCGUUCAAACCGCUGUGUAUAUCGAGUUGUAACCGCGGUCGCCAUACCAUGCGACUAGUUCGGUACUGACAAUUUCCUUUUUAAAUAUGUUAAAACAGUGUUUGAGAAACCGUUCUCCUUGCUCGCAAAGGGAAAACUUGGAAGGUGAUAACGUUGUGAAAGUGAACGUAGAAUUAUGAUGAAGCGACAAGUGAUAUUCUUCUGAAAAUUGAAACCUUGAACCUGCACCCUGUCGAUUAGAGGUUGGAUACGACAGUUACAGUUUAAACCUGAUUAUGUAUUCUACGCAAAAACAGGAACAGGUAGCGUCGAAGCACGUGCGUCAUUUCCGACAAGUCCACGGUGACGAGGAAAACAGCAAUUUGUAAAAACCGGAACUUUUACGUUACCGGCUGCAUGUAAGACCAGCGUUGCAAAAACGUUGAAGAAGAAAAUGACGAACAAGCAAAAGAAGAGAACGCAAAGAAACGCUCGGGCUCGAGAGAGAACUAUAGGUGGCAGGGACCGACGCGAACAGUUGGUUAUUAGUAACAUAUCCGGCGAUAGGUAAAUCGUGAAUCGCGAAUGGUGAAUGGUGGAUGGGUGUGAAAUUAACGGGCGUUACUCGAUUGGUCUGGUAAUCGUCGAUGGCCGAUAAUCGAGCGGCUGGACAGGUUUCGCGGGAGUUGUAUCGCCAUUACCAAUGGUAACUGCAACCGGGAGAAAGGGUAUCGAGUGCCACCGCGAGAAUUCGAUACGCCAUUUUUCCAUCGACGGUCGUUCGAGCUUUCAAGUUGAAGACCAACCUCGAUUCCCGUCGAGAGUACGUCGAGCGAUCGACGCUCGCAAAUAUUAAACGUAUCUAGGCGAAAAAAGCCGUUCACGCAGACGACUAACCGGUCUUUCCGUCUCUAUUUGCCGGCAACAAAAAUCCAUUCAGGAAUAUCGCUGCCAAGUAUCCCGACGUCGAUGCAAUUAAUAUGUCGUAAUGUCGGAUAUGCGCGAGAGGGAAUUACUCUUUUUCUUUUCGAGGCGAGCCGCGAGCGAUAUUCUUUUAUUAUAUUUCACGGGGAAGAAAGAUGUCUGUGUUGGCGAGGCUCGAAUCGAUGUCGAUCGCCGGUUCCGUUUCUUUGCGCUUCUUCGGAGCGAGAGGUUCGUCGAGCGUGACACUGUUUUCGCGGAACCUAACGCACAAGAGAACCCGGGAGGUUGUGUGACUCCUCCGAGUACACCAUUUGAAAGGAACGUAAAGUCGAGGUUGGGCAAAACAAGCGUCGAUAACCUACUAAACGGCACGUUUCGAAGUAGAAGAUUUACUGGAAUAAAAUGUUUGUUAAAACAAGCGUGGCGAUCGUAGAGGCAUCAUCUGUGGCGCAAGAUUUUGUAUCGAGGCCUUGGUAGCUGACGUGUUAAGGUUUGUUGGUUCGGGACACGACGAUGUGGGACAAAUACGAGACGGUAUCGCGAAGAGGAGAGGUUCUGCGACGUGCGAAAUGACGGCGAAUUAUUGUGCCGAGGAGGAAGAGGAGCCACAAAGGAUAAAAGGGUGAACAAGAGUGGGAGAGGGACGCGCGGCGGUAGAGGGGCGUUGGAGGAGGAGGCGGAGGAGGAGGAGGAGGCGACCGAUAGUUGUCGUAAGGGUCAGCGUCGGUUGUUGCCCUGGCCCCUUAACGUUGCUUGGCCCGCUCGGUUAUUGCUCCCCCUCCCUCUAUCAUUUUAGAAUCGCGAUUUCUGUUCAACAUCAACACUCCGCGAAACCAUUCCUUCCUCUCCUUUCUCUUUGGUGCAAUUCCACCCGCCUGUGCGGCAUCCUUGCUCUUUUUGCUCCCGGUCGAAAAGUCGACCGUCUUCGAAGGGCGAACGACGACAACGAUCACGACGACAACCGUCCAACACCGAACACCAACCAGCCAAAUUAACCAUCGACUACCGAUGAAUGAAAAGAAGGAAUAUUUGUACGAAUGAUUAAAUGCAUCAGAGGUGGCGGAGCAAUGGAACCUAAACGACAGCUAAAUCAAAACCGGAGUUAGACUCCGGUGUACUCUGGUUCCGUUAAGAGAGGCGAGAUGAAAGUCAGUCGGAACGUGAAACAGCCAGAGCAGGGCGCAGGUCAGUCAGAGCGUGCGACCAUCAACAUCGACGAGUGUUACAGUUUCGAACACAUGGACAAGGAUAACAGAAUGAGAAUCAGCGAAGGAAAUCCUGUGGAGACCGCUACGCUUUCUUCGGAAUCGAUGACCACUUCCACCGGAAGCACGGGCGACGAUUAUCCGGCGAUUCCAGAACCGCCCAUGCCUCGCACGCCAUUCACCGUCGAGGACUGUGUUUAUAGAGGCGAAGGGAAUGCUAACGUCGUCAUUGCGCUGUCACGAGAGCACAAGGUAAUUCGAUUCCGGAAGUCGUUGCCGGACGAUGUUCCACCGGAUGGCGGCAAACAACGCGCCGAACGAGAACUGGAAUUCGUGAGGUGCGUGGCUUCCUGCUUUUUAGGGCCGUACGCACAGAUCCCGGAGAUUCUUCGCUACGACGAGAAAGACAUCGCCAGGCUCACGGAAACCAUUCGACCUCUUCGACCAGAUAAACGCCGCCAUAUGGACGUUACCGAAUGUUAUGCCACUAAAUUCCCGGAUUACACUCUCCUUCGAACAAAAUGCGAUCCUAACAUAUUUCGAAGCAAGACGACGUUUUGCGUGGAAAUUAAACCGAAGCAAGGAUACUCGAGGGACACCGAUUGUAAAUUUCAAAAGUGUCCCUACUGUUUGGCUCAGUAUUACAAGUUAGAAAAGGGGAUCGUCACAGCUCGCAGUGCUUAUUGUCCGUUUGACCUAUUCUCGGGGGUGGAGGAACGCAUGAAAUCGGCAUUAAAAGGUCUCCUAGCGUCUCCGCAAAAUAAUCUGAAGAUUUUUAAAAACGGCAUAGUUGUUUACGAUCAAGACUCAUCUUCUAGCGAUCUCGAAUACGUGUUGGAGGAAUGGUUUCACGAUUCCGUGGCUUCCACGAGCAAAGAAUACGUUGACAAAUUCUUGGAUUUAAUCUGCCGUGCUGUUUUACGUUCGUUCGCCAAAGAGGAGUUCAAGCCAUCUUCCGACCACGAUGUAUGCUCGUCUGCUCAAAAAGAUCUCGAAUCGAUCUCAUAUAUUAAUCCAGAUAUAGUUGCAAAGGCUAAGAAGCUUCUGUAUUUCGCUGACAAGGCGUGUGACACGAAAGGUGCAAAUUUACCAAAGAAUUGCGUACUAGAGCGGAUACUCCAUAUGCAGAAGUUACCUUUUAUCAGUUCCGAACACGUUUUCAACAUAUAUUCAAAAUUUCGUCCACUAUUAACCGACGACGUGAUAUUUUCCAAUUUAAUAAAAACGCAGAAAUGUUCUAAACAUCGGAUAUCCUCGUAUAAAUCUACGAAUAACGUCAUGGAAAACUCGAAAAUGACGCGGGAGUUUUAUUCGAAAACACAUAUCAAAGAUGAUGGGCCUAAAGAAAAUGUUCCACAUACACCAAAACUAACCUUGUUGCCUAUGUACUUGGAAGAUACUAAUUUAUCGCGUGAUCAAUCUAACGUGAUGCAUAUCGGGGCCAAUAUAUAUUGUAACGAAAAAGGAACGAAUUGUUUGCUUACCAUCGAGGAUGUAGUAUGCUUACAAAAUUAUCUUUUGUUCUCAUGUGCCAGGGAUUGUUCGAUAUUAAUUGCAUUUCGACAACUAAACACGGAUACAGAAUCGUCAGUCCUUGACGAAGGUGUAAUAAAUCUGUCGGAUGGUCUCAGCUUUCUUUGUAAUAUCGGAGUUUCAGAUUUGGAACCGAAAAGUCUUCGUUGUAUCGAAAAACACCGUCAACGGGAUACCAAUAUUUUAAGUGCUGUAAUAUCCAUUCUUGAGAAAGAACUCAUGGCUAAAAAUCAAUAAGUUUUCUUCGAUAAACACCAGAGAUUUCUAUUACUCGACGCUUUUGCAUCUUGUAUCUCUUCUUUAAUGGAAAUUGUGUUCUUCGCAGACUUUACAAAAACGUGUACACGUACAUUCGAUUCUUAGAAUUAACGAUUAACGUUAAUCUUACGCGGAUUAACCGAUUCGUUAUAAUAUCGGAUAGACUGAUCAUAGUAUGAUGGUAUCGAUGGUUUAGAAUGUUUGCGUGUGUAUGUUGAGACAUGUGUCAUUUUAAAACCCUAAGGAUAUUACUAAAUGAUUAUUAAUUCAGAAAUUCAUAUUUUAAUAUUAAAUAGAUCGAUCUUUACACAUAAAUUUCCAUACCAGUACAAACUGUAUCAUAAAACAUAAAGAAAGAAACAGGUAUAUUCAAUUUAACAUCACGCGUAUUUAUUAUAAAAAUAUUACUAGAAAAAUGAACAAAUUAUUUAUAUAAGAUACGUAUGUGUUUUAUACAACUUAUUUUAAAAUUAUUUUACUGUAUGUAUAAAUUUAUAUGUUAAAUUCAAUUUGUAAAUAGAUUACCCACACUCAAAUAAAUGUUGAAUAUUUAAAAAAAUAAA
Molecule: messenger RNA, 4523 nt
Organism: Hylaeus volcanicus
Lineage: Eukaryota; Metazoa; Arthropoda; Insecta; Hymenoptera; Colletidae
Gene: Ipk1
Product: inositol-pentakisphosphate 2-kinase
Exons: 12
Coding region: 2107-3939 (610 amino acids)
Biological process (GO): inositol phosphate biosynthetic process
Cellular component (GO): nucleus
Molecular function (GO): ATP binding; inositol-1,3,4,5,6-pentakisphosphate 2-kinase activity
Source: RefSeq, a predicted model, not a curated record